Neurospora tetraspora is the source of this 822-nucleotide messenger RNA. RefSeq lists its product as uncharacterized. The record is from RefSeq and is a predicted model, not a curated record. The coding region runs from base 219 to 689 and encodes 156 amino acids. The transcript has 4 exons. Lineage: Eukaryota; Fungi; Ascomycota; Sordariomycetes; Sordariales; Sordariaceae.
AGGCUGGAAAGGUUUCCCGGUUUGGUCAUGACAAUAGGGCUGUGCACCUUAUUUCGGGGUGCAAAAAACACACACUGAACAACACCCUUUUUGCCCUCUAGCGCACUGGCCGUCCACUGCUGCAGUAACACCCAUCCGCACUGGCUGCAACCCCCUCGAUUCCAUUGGCGGGCCUGUCCCGUCACCGGCAGCCACCCAUCAACCCUUCCCUUUCGGUCAUGUCAAGCCACUGCACCAUUGCAGUACCAAGGGCACAUUGCAGUGCCAUAACAGUCCCUACGGUACUCCAAGGAACCAUCCGGGCGCUGCGGGCGGCAGGCUUGCGCAUUCAAUAUGUCGGAGGAUACGGCCACCUUCACGAUAUCGCGACUACGACUACGACUGCGAUUGCGACCCUGAGUCCCUACAUCUGCGACAAGGACAAGACCGAAAGAAGCAGGUUAUUCUUGCUUCUUGGCCACUGGACUUUGUCUCUCGCAGAUCCCUCGAGGCAACAUGCAGUUCUGGGCCUGGCAAUGGGCGAGAUGCUUAGGACUCGUGAUUCACCCGGCUACAGUACAGUGAGCCAAAGCAAAACGUCCAUCAUCGAGUUUGUACAUGUCUUGGAGUGGAUAGAUGUGAUGGCUGCAAUUUCCCUACGUUCGGAUGGCUUCCGUUCAAGACAGUGCUUACACCCAAAGACACACUAGAAAAGUGUAAAAUGCGUAGGAAAGAGAGAACUCGGAGGCGGAGAGAUACAAUAGGCACAGCACCGGCGCGGUCUGCAAAGAACGGUGCGGGGAUCAAAUCGUCCAUGCUAGAGUCCCAAUAGCUUGUGCUGUC